This is a messenger RNA of Clunio marinus, 1239 nucleotides long. Lineage: Eukaryota; Metazoa; Arthropoda; Insecta; Diptera; Chironomidae. The record is from the annotation of a GenBank genome assembly.
AUGUUUAAGAAAAGAUAUUUUAUUUGGUUCACGGUUUUUAUUUACAUCGUUUUGUUGUUCAUUACGGUUUUUAUACCACAUCAAGAUGAUAGAAUUGAUAAUUCGUGCACAAAUGACAUUUGCAUAAGAUUUUGUUGUAAAAAUUCUGUAACAUGCAAUGACGAAUUUAUACGAAGUAAUUUUAAUGCAAGUUUCAUACCAAAAUUCGAUGAUUAUGACGAUAACGAGAAUGACACGAGAAGCUUCAGAAUUUUAUAUGAAAUGCCUUCAUGUGACAAUUUAAUUCCAAUUGAACAAUGGGAAAUUUCUAAAUAUGACGGGAUAAAGACUGGUGAUGAACAUAUCUACGAAGACUACUGCUUCGAAGAUACAAAAGUCGGUGAUGAAAUCAGAUGGAAAGUUCUUUCAUGCUCUAAAGCAAAGUCCUUCUUCAAAAUGGAAACAAAUUUGAUUCUUAGGAUUAUCUCAGAGAUGACCUUUCUCGCAGUUCUUCUCAUCUACGUGUACCUAAAUAAAUGGAAAACUCUUGAUGGGAGGAUUGUCAUCAUGUUUGUGUCAUCAUUAGCAUCAGAGUUCUUUUUUCGACAAAUAGUCUUCUAUGAUGACACAAACAACAAAAUUAUGGAAGUUAUUACUUUCCUCAUGGAAGUUGCGAGCAUUGUGUCAACUUUAUUAUGGAUGAGUGUCAUGAUUUUUGAUAUCUGGUUGAACUUCAAAAACCUUGAUUCCGCCACUGAUGGGAUGAAACGAUUUAAAUUCUACUGCGCUUAUGUGUUUUCAAUCAUUGUUCUUCAGAUCACUUCAUUAUCUGAGGCGUAUAUUUUCUACUAUAGAAGAUGGCUUAAGCAACUAGUCAGAGUAAUAAUUGAUAUUCUGCUUUUCACCUACUUGGUGACAAUUUGUUUGGAAAUAAUUUUCUUAGUUGGGACUGCCGUCAAAAUCUUUUUAAUCUCUAAGGCAACAAACCAUGUCGGACAUGCAAAGUUUGAAGAUGAGAAAAAAAGAUUUUGGAUGUGUUUAUCAGCAUUUGGAAUUAUCGUCAUGAUUCCCUUCACAAACAUUUUUCCUUUGCUUUCGCCAUAUGAAAGGAAUAAAUUCUUAAAUGAAAUCACAAACUGCUUCUCUGCUUUCGUGUUAUUUUUUAUUUUUAUUCUUAUGGAUAAGAAUAUUCGACAAAGACUCUUCCAUAAACGCAGCAUAAAUCAUGAAAGAUUAUCAAGUACAGCAUCUUCAAUUUAA